Molecule: messenger RNA, 648 nt
Organism: Saprolegnia parasitica CBS 223.65
Lineage: Eukaryota; Oomycota; Saprolegniomycetes; Saprolegniales; Saprolegniaceae
Exons: 6
Coding region: 1-648 (215 amino acids)
Biological process (GO): regulation of transcription by RNA polymerase II
Cellular component (GO): PRC1 complex
Source: RefSeq, a predicted model, not a curated record
AUGAGCGACGCGACGCCGACGCUGCGGCUCAUGCCUGAUGCUCUCCACGCCCACUUGGUGUGCUCUCUCUGCUAUGGCUACUUUCGCGAUGUCCACACGCUGUCCGAAUGUCUGCACUCGUUUUGCAAGAGCUGUCUCCUGCGCCAUCUCCACGGGGGCUCCCGCCGCUGCCCGAUUUGCGACAUGGAUUUGGGCCCGACGCCCCACUACGUGUUUGACCGGACACUCAAUGCACUCUUGCAAAAGCUGAUGCCCGAGCUCGAAGCCUCGGACGCCGCCCUCGAAGCUGCUUUUAUGCACAGCACGCAGGAGAGCCCCCGGCGUUCGAGUUCUCCGCGAACGGAAACACCGUAUUCGGACAUGGCGAUACAUGUUGUGCCCGACACGGAAGCGGACGAAUGCGAUCAGUUACCAGGGCUCAACCAUGCGCAGCUCAAGCUUCCCGGUCACGCAACGGUUGCCGACGUCCAAAAGCUCAUUCGAGACCAGACACACGAAGAAGGGCGAAUUGAACUCGUGUGUCAUCGCACCGUCUUGUCGCCAGACGCGAUGUUGACGUCGGUCAAGCGAAAGCUCUGGCCCGAGUCGUCCAGAAUGGUCUGGCGCUACCGCAAGGGCCGCAAAGAAGACAUCGAGCACGCCGUCUGA